UUUCAGAAUAAACUUUCUGCAGAUAACUAUCUUAUAAAUGCAUACUACUCGAUGAAAGCUAAAUUUCUAACAUCAUUGAAGGCCACUUCGCGCAGAUACGAAUUACCUGGUUUCUUCACCUUCCAACCGCACAUAUUUGACAAAAAUCUUACCGUGGUUAUGACAUCCGGAUUAUUACAUCCACCGUUUCUAAAUACAUCACAAAUAAUGCCGGAAAAGUAUGGAAUUCUUGGUUGGCUUCUCGGUCGUCAGAUUAUGUCUGCAGUUUUCAGAAAUGAACACGUACAAAAUCAAUCAGAAUAUCAGUCAAAGUGUUCACCAAAUGCUUCUACACCGUUAAGAACUCAACUGUGUUGUUUAUCAGAACAAGUCAACUCUGAAAGACUUCAGAAAGAAAAUUUGGAACAAUUGUCAGCUGGUAUAAAUGGUCUUAUGCUAUCGUUCGAAACAUACAAGAGAAGUUUAACUGGAACACGUGAAAGCUUAAAUGAAAUGAAGUUGUUUUUCUCAGCAUUUGCGAAAAUGGUGUGCGGCGGCUUAUCAUCACAAAUUGUUGAUGACGAUUUACGGUCGUCAAUCCAAGUCUACAAAUCCAGUGUGAACGAUGUUGUGAAACACAGUCAAGGAUUUUCAGAAACGUACCAAUGUAAGAGUGGUUCCGCAAUGAAUCCUAUGCGCAAAUGCAUUAUUUAAAAUAAAACAUUCAUCAUGUGUGUGUGUG
This is a messenger RNA of Schistosoma haematobium, 721 nucleotides long. RefSeq lists its product as uncharacterized. Gene Ontology annotation, biological process: protein processing. Gene Ontology annotation, cellular component: plasma membrane. The record is from RefSeq and is a predicted model, not a curated record. The annotation marks the transcript as partial. Gene Ontology annotation, molecular function: metalloendopeptidase activity. Lineage: Eukaryota; Metazoa; Platyhelminthes; Trematoda; Strigeidida; Schistosomatidae. The transcript is spliced from 7 exons.